AUCUUGCCCACGCUAUGACGAUCGUCUAGCCUUGCAUCUCUCGAUUCAAACUUUUCUUUGUUUCUAUCUAAUUCACAUAACUUCUACCCUUCCUUCUGCAUCUGCAGCUGUUGCCCUGCAUAGUACUUGAUUGUUUCAAGGUCCGGUUCUUGAAUGCCCGGUGCCCCUCAGUGCCUUCCUGGAUCAUCCUCAUUGUUUGCCAUUGUCUUUGGUUGCACUAAGUCAGCCCCAAAGAGUCUGCCUGCUGGGGCUCAAAUAUAUAUACCUUCGGUCCCCCGGUCUCUUUCUUCUCCUUGUCUUCACCUCCAUAGUCGCUCCCUUGACAAUCGGCCAAUAUCUAAAGAGCCACCGUUGGACCAGCCUCGAGUGUCUGUCCUUUAACCAAAUACCCUCGUUAUGGCUUCCGAUGGCUUUCAAGACAUUCCGGGCCCGUAUUCUCAGGGUCACACGGCUCCUGUGAACCCCAACGAGUCCAUGUCUCCCUCUUAUCCUCCUCCUUAUCCAUCUCACUAUGGCCCCGAUCGGGUUCCCAUGCCCCAGCCGCAAGUUCCACAAAGCUCGACCCCGACGAACCACUAUCCGGAGCCACCUCCAAACCCCAGUGCAUGGCAGACGCAGCCGCAGCAUCACCCGGGCGGGAUCAACGAGGCUGUCCACUCCGCCUUCCACCAGAACGAUAGCCCCGCUUACCUCUCGCCGGAUGUGUUGAACCGAAUCACAGAGAAUGUUAUCCAGCAGCUCAAGUCCACAAAUUUAGGCACUCAGCCACCGCCCGCGGAACCAGCGCCACUGCCGCAAUGGGCACAGGUACCACAAAACCCGUACCCCAGCGAGUACGCGACUCCCGCGCCUGGUGUUUCGCAGAAUCCCUCUCCGAUCCCGCCUGAUAUUUACCGUGAGAGGCCCGAUUACCCUCCCGCCCCGUCCAGUGGGUAUUCCGGCAGCCCUCGGCCGUAUCCGCGACCGCCACCCAUGUCUCCCGCAGAACAUCGAGAAUCUCCUGUCAGUCAAGCGAGUGAGCGGGGUCAAAGGGUGGAGCCUCGACCGCGGCCGCCGUCCAGAGAGGAAACCAUUACGGAGAUGACAACGCUGGAAAAGAUAUGGGGGAAGUUCUUUGAGGAAGGGAAGCCGACAGAACGGCUCGGCCAGUUCUUGCGAGGCAUCGCAGCCCACUUGAUUGAAGAUUAUGCGCCGGAAAAUUCACUCGUGGUGGUGCCCGAAAAGAUGCAGAAGUUUUACGAGGACACGCAGAUCCCUGCGGAUCCCUAUCCCUGGCAAGAUAUCUUCGAUGAUCGUACAUCGGCAAUUUCGAGGCUAUACCGAGACACCGAAGCGGAGCACCAUCUCGUUCAACAAAAGCUGAAGGAACGGCCCGACAUUCCGGGACUGACGCCGCGAGGCUUCCAACGCUGGGCUACUCUCCAGAUCCGAGCGCACCCCGACAGGGAGUAUGAGCGGCUGCAGAAAGCAGUCAGGCAUAUGCCAAUCAGUAAUCCGGACGAUAGGAAAGAGCGAUUUCCAAAGGAGAUCCCUCGACGGCUAUUUCCGGACGCGCCGGACCUCGCACUCCGAGAGGAGCUUGAUCAGUGUAUUAUGAAGCAAUGCGGCUUGCAACUACCUUCUAUUACGGACGAAGAAAUUAGGGAGGCUACGGUGCGCCGCCACAAGAUGUCGACGAGCUCGAAUACGUCUACAAGAGAAUCCGUCCCGAGAUUCAGUGAACGAGAGCGCCAAAGCCGUUACCAACCCGCGGUUGAGGAUGACGACGAUGAGGAGAACGAGAUAAUUCCGCCACAGCGGAUCGAGCGCGAGAGGAAGCCGUAUAUCGCGCACCCUGGAGGGGGCAAGGUAUAUGACGACAACGCGGCUCCACCGAUGAACCGGCACACCAACACCUCAUCAACGGGCUCCAUCCCUAGAAACAGCCCGGUACCUGCAAACAGAGGCUCCGAUAGUUACGGGUCUGGCCCCUCCCACCACCGUUCAGGGUCCAGCACGAUGCCACGAUCUGCAACCGGACGGUCACUCAGCCCGCCCCGCGGCGCCCACGCAACGUCCGACUACCGACACUCCGAGAGUGACCUGUUCAGCAGCAGCAACGGAGGCUCCAGAUACCCGGCAACAUCAAGCGCAGAGCACUACUACACGUCGGCAUCGCCCAACCUCCCAGGAGACCUAGACGACAGUCGCCGGUACCGAGACCUAGACCGCGAACUCGAGGACCAGCGACUAUACGACAGCAUCCGCGAGCGAGAAAAAGAGCGCGACUGGGCCCAAUACCGUGACCGGAAUCCCAAGCGAAGCAGCUGGACCGACGGCGACGAAUACUAUCGUGGUGCGCAAAGCGGUAGUCCGGUUGGUGGGUUUGACUAUAAGACAUACACAUACAAAUGAUGUAUUCCUUUUUCUCACCUUCUUUCUGUCUUUCCGUCUUUCCAUCAUUUUCUUGGAGUUUGUUGGUUAGACAGGGUGUUUCUUUUCUAGGCGGUAUGUAUUGGCUGGUGGAUAGCCCCGUCUUUGGCGUUUCCAAAAUAUUGUGUCAUGUAAUUAGUGCAGAUAGUGCUUUUCUUUUUCUCUUGGGCCAUAUGUGGCAUAACGACUCAUGCGCGACGUUUCAUGAAUUUUAUUUAUCUUGUUCUGUUCC
This is a messenger RNA of Aspergillus campestris IBT 28561, 2644 nucleotides long. RefSeq lists its product as uncharacterized. The coding region runs from base 397 to 2394 and encodes 665 amino acids. Lineage: Eukaryota; Fungi; Ascomycota; Eurotiomycetes; Eurotiales; Aspergillaceae. The record is from RefSeq and is a predicted model, not a curated record. The transcript has 3 exons.